Messenger RNA from Strongyloides ratti, 2892 nucleotides. RefSeq names its product Sterol-sensing domain and Patched family-containing protein. The record is from RefSeq and is a predicted model, not a curated record. Gene Ontology annotation, cellular component: cytoplasmic vesicle membrane; plasma membrane. The coding region runs from base 1 to 2892 and encodes 963 amino acids. The transcript has a single exon. Lineage: Eukaryota; Metazoa; Nematoda; Chromadorea; Rhabditida; Strongyloididae. Gene Ontology annotation, biological process: endocytosis; molting cycle, collagen and cuticulin-based cuticle.
AUGCGGAACGUUAACUACCUUAUAAGAAAUGGAUUUCAUGAACUUCUUAGGCGAAUAUUUUCUCAAACGGGUAUUUCUAUUGGAACAAAUCCAUAUAAGUAUUUAACAAUAACAUUUAUAUUAUCAUUAUUAUCAAUAGGAAUUAUCCACAUAAAAUUUGCUCAAAAAUUACAAGACGGGUUCAUAUCAACACAUUCUAGAUCUCAUAUCGAAGAAAAGUUAUUUUUUGAAUUUCAUAAUACAACACCUACUCAAACAGAACGUUUUGUAGCACUUAUAAGAGGUGUAAAUGAGAAAAAUUUAAUGAAUGAAAAAAUGUUAAAUGAUAUUAAAAAAUUUCAUUAUUACUUACAAAAUGAUUUUAAUGUUAUUGUUGAUGGUAUUAAAUAUACACAUAGAAAUAUUUGUGGUGAAUAUUGUAAUAUAAAUAAAGGAUUUUAUGAAAUUGUUGAAGCUGUUAAAUAUGAAAAUGAUACAUUUAAAAAAAAUGGUAAAUACUCUGGUAAAUAUAUAUUAUCAUGGCCAAAAUCAUAUAAACUUGGUUUUGAAUUUAAUGUUGCUAUGCAUUUAUUUGGUGUUAAAUUAAAAAAAAUAUAUGAUGGAUUUAAUAAAAUAAAGAAUGUUGAAAUGAUAGCUUUACAUUUUUAUGCUAAUUAUCCAAAUGAUAAUAUAACUAAUAUUGUUACUGAAUGGGAACAAGCUGUAUAUAAUUAUUUAAAAAAUAAAAAAAUUAUUGAAGAUUUUCCUACAAUUGAUGUUAAUGUACUUGGUGAUAAAAUACUUGGUAGAGAAAUUAUACGUGGUGGUUUAACAUUAUUACCAUAUCUUAUUAUAGGAUUUAUAUUAACAUUAAUUUUUGUUUUUAUAUGUGUAAUGUUAUCAACACCAAUUAAAAGAUUUCAAUUUAGUAUUAAUAAACCAAUACUUGUUUUAGGUAUUGUUUUAUCACCUUUGUUAGCUGUUACAACAACAUUUGGUAUUAUUGGUUUUCUUGGAUUACCAAUAUAUCCAAUACAAUUUGUUAUACCAUUUCUUAUUUUAGCAAUUGGUGUUGAUGAUGCAUUUCUUAUACUUCAUUCAUGGAAUAGAAUGUAUUCAAAAAUUGAAAAAAUAGGAAGUAAAAAAAAAUUAGAAACAUUUCCUAAAAUGAUACAAAAAGUAUUAGAAGAAAUUGGUCCUUCAAUUACAAUAACAUCAUUAACAAAUGUUAUAGCAUUUGGUGUUGGUUCUACAGUAUCAACACCAGCUAUGCAACUUUUUUGUAUCUCUUCAAUGUUAGCAAUGAUAAUAGAUUUUAUUUUUGAAUUAACAUUUUUUACAUCAAUACUUGUAAUUGCUGAAAAAUUACAAAUAUCAUCUUGUACAAGUGAAUUAUCACAAAUUGAUCCUAAAAUAAAUGAACCAUUUAAUGGUAUAGAAGAAAAAAAGUAUGAAAUAAAUGAAAGUGUAACGAAUGCUAUUAAACGUCUCAUGAAAUUUUAUUGUUAUAUUUUAACUACAAAUAUUUUUCGCAUUAUAACAUUAAUUUUUACAAUGAUAUUUAUUAUUAUUUCAAUAUGGGGUACAUUAAAAAUGGAACCAGUUAUAAAUUCUCAACAAAUUAUACCAUCAGAUUCAUUACUUCAAAAAACUGAUGAAUUAUUUGAAAAAUAUACAUGGAAAGAAUAUGAAUUAUUAACAGUAAUAUUAAAUAAUCCACCAAAUAUUUCUGAAGUUGAUGGAUUGAUGAAAUUAAAAAAAAUAGUUAAUGCAUUUGAAACGAUUCCUCAAGCUUUAGGAAAUAUGUCAACAUUUAUUUUUUUAAAUGAUUAUGAAACAUAUUUAGAAACAAUGAGAAUUAUGUCAAUGUUUUUAGUUGAUAUAAAAUUUUCUGUUGAUUAUAUACCACAAUUUUUAAAAGAUCUUCCACAUUGGAAUAUGGGAAUUAAAAUUUUAAAAAUUCAUAAUAAAAUUUCUCUUAAAAAAAUAUCAUUUCAAACAGGUUUUUAUAAUUCAUCAUCUUGGAUAGAUAGAGCAAAUCUUAUGUUAGAAUGGAGAAAAAUAGCUGAUAAAUUUUCAGAAAAUAAUGUUACAAUAUAUUGUGAAAAUUCACCUAUAUUUGAGGGUAUUUUUAAUUUAAAAUAUAAUACACUUCAGACAGUUUUUAUAACACUUUUAUGUAUGUUUCUAGUAUGUAUUAUAUUUGUACCAUCAUUUGCUGGAGUUAUAUCAGCUGUAUUUGCUAUUACUUCAAUAUCAUUUGGUGUAUUUGGUUUUUUAUAUUGGUGGAAUUUAAAUUUGGAUCCAGUUUCAAUGUCUGCAAUAGUUAUGUCAAUAGGUUUUUCAGUUGAUUAUACAGCACAUGUUGCUUAUCAUUAUCAAAAAAUGUGCCACAAUAUAUUAUAUUAUCCAGCAGUAUCUUCAUAUAAAGAAAUUGUAUGUUUAAGACUUUAUCAUACUCUUGAUGCAGUUGCAUGGCCAAUGAUUCAAGCUGCAUUUAGUACCAUGAUUUGUUUUAUACCAGUUAUUUUUACAAAUGAUUAUACACCAACUGUUUUUUUAAAAACAAUAACAUUAGUUAUUGGUUGGGGAAUAUUACAUGGAUUAGUAAUAUUACCAACAUUAUUAGCAUUAUUUCCAGAAUCAUGGUAUUGUAAUAAAACAACAACUAAAAAAAAUGAAAUUCAUAAAAAAGAUGAAGAUUCAACAUUACUUAGUCAUGCAAACAAAAACAAUAUAAAGUCAAUAUACUCUUUAAAUUUAACAUUUGAUGAUAAUAAUUUUAAAACAAACAUAAAAAGUCAAAAAACUCAAAGCAGUAGUAACUGUAGUUUAGUGGGUAACAAUAAUGAUGUAGAUAAGAUUCCUUUUACCUCAACAAAUAAUCAAGAUGAUUCUGGUGUUGCUUCUUAA